UAGAGGAUGAUGAUAGUGGAUAUAAAUGCCAAGUUAUUGCAAAUAAUGCUUCUGAUCUUGAUUACUCUCAAUUAAUAGAUAAUGUUGGUGAUGGUAUAAGUGGUGAAGAUGUGUCUUUGGCAUUAUUAAAUACAAUGCAUAACUUAGAAAAUACUAUUGAUUUUAUUUUUUCAGUAGAUAUAUUAAAUAAUCUAGUUAUAUAUCUAGAAUGGGCUAUUUUUUCUUCACUAAACUUAAAAGUAAAUUUGAUUAACAAUACAGUUUUACAAUGA
Dentiscutata heterogama is the source of this 272-nucleotide messenger RNA. The record is from the annotation of a GenBank genome assembly. Lineage: Eukaryota; Fungi; Glomeromycota; Glomeromycetes; Diversisporales; Gigasporaceae.